Closterium sp. Naga37s-1 is the source of this 2748-nucleotide messenger RNA. Lineage: Eukaryota; Viridiplantae; Streptophyta; Zygnematophyceae; Desmidiales; Closteriaceae. The record is from the annotation of a GenBank genome assembly.
AUGCUUUACGCCGUGCUUCCCCCCGCCUCCGACCCGCUUCCUCCGCUGCCCUCUGCCCAUGUGCGCGACUCUUCCCCCGCAAGCAGCGCGCGCAACGCGCACGGCGCAGCUGCGGUUGGCGGGGCGGCGCAUGGGCGGAGGGGAGCGCACUCGCGGGCGAAAUCGUGGGACAUAGGGGCGGGCGCAGAAGGCGGGGUUGAGGGGGGAAGAGCGGCGGACGCGGGGGGAGGAGCUGCGCUUCCGCGGUUAGUGCCCGCCAUGAUGACGUCACUGUCGCUCACUGUGGAGUGUCUGAUGACGACAGCAAGUGUCAGCAUACAGGGCACGUGGGAAGUGGGGGAGUAUGCGCGGGGGCGCGGGCAAGGGGGAGGAGGGGAAGGCGGAGGGGAAGGCAGAGGGGAAGGGGGAAGAGAUGGCGGGGGGGAUGGUGGGGGUGAAGGGGAGGAGCAACAGCAGUGCUGCGACUGCCUUUUUGUGCUGCCCACGUCUCACAGGGGCUCUGUGGCUGCAGUCGAGGUAACCUUAGCCGAUGGAAGGUUCCUCGCAACUGCAGUGCUCCCAGUGGACGAGGCAGAGGCAGCGUGCAGGGCGAGCCAAGAGCGGGCGGCAGCCGCCCACUCCGCCGCCCAGCCCGUGCCGCCCAGGCCCGCCCGGCCCUCGUUCCUGCGCCUUUCGUCUGCUAGCUUUAGCAGGAGCGGCAGCAGCAGGCAUCGGUGGAAAAGCCAAGAGGGAGUGGGGGAAGCAGACGGGAGGGCUGAAGCGAGAACGGAGGGCGAGUGGGGAGAGAGAAGUGGGAAGGACGGCGGUGUGAGUGGGGGUAUGGAGAGAGGGGAGGGUGGGGACGAACGUGGUGAAGGUGGUGGUGAGCGUGAGAGGAGAAGGGGAGGGGAUGAUGACGAUGAGGAGGGUGGGGAGGAGGUGGAGGGGAGUGGAGGGCAGCGGCAGCGGUGUGUGGCGAGGCGGCAUGCAGGCGUGCUGCUGGAUGAGAGCCCCGUGCACACACCGCACAUGCUACGACUCAGAAUACCCAAGGUACCCCAGGGCAGCAGUGUGCGAGUGCGGGCGACCUACGUGGAGGCAAUGGCAGGGCGGCAGGGGUACAGCGAGAUGAGUGUGCCGCUGACAGUGCCCUUGGAGUGCGUGCCUGGCGACCUGGUGGUGCAGGACGUGGUGCGAGUGAGCUGCACCAUCAAUAGUGGUCUGCAGUGCCCCAUGAAGAUUGGUGACUUUAACCACCCCAUGAAGGUGGUGUUUGUGGACUUGGGGCGAGCCACGUUUGUGGGCCAUCAAAGCGACGACGACCCCGACGCCUGGCCCAAUGCCGACUUCACCAUCUCCUUCCAGGUGGUGACAGAGGACGUGAGUGCAGCAGUGCUCGUGCAAGCGCCUCUCAUUGGAGACCCCGAUCCCCGUGCCUCCUUUGCCCUUUCAAUAGCUCCUCCCGAUCCCGCCCAAUUCUCGGUGUUCAGCCGGGCAGUCGUCUUCAUCCUUGACAGCGAGUGCGGUCUAAGAGCCCGCCCCAUGGAGGACGCACGCAGGGCGGUGGCAGCGGCACUGAGGCGCUUAAAGCCCCACGACUCGUUCGCAGUGGUGGCGUUUGACUUUGAGCUGCUGCUGCUAGACGACGAGCUCGAGGCCGCUUCACCUGAGGCGGUGCGGCGCGCAUGCAAGUUUGUGCUGCAGGCACAUGACUGGCCGCAGCCCACCAAUGUGCUCACACCGCUGCAGCUGGCGUUCAGGAUGCUGAGGGGCCACACAGCAGCGCUGCAGCAGAUAGUCCUCAUAACGGAUGGCCCUGUGCGGGCGGAGCGCCGCGUGUGUCACUGGGUGCAGCGCGCCCUGGCUGACUGGGGGGGCACCGUCCCUCGCAUCUUCACCUUCGGCAUCGGCCCAUCGGUGAAUCCGUUCUUUCUCAAGUGGCUGGCUGCUGCCACCCGCGGCUCCUCACAGGUCACCCGCAAUCCAGCGGUGGUGCGCAGGCGGCUGGAUGGAAUGCUGCAGGCCAUGGCUCGCCCGCUCGUCACCAACAUUGCCAUCCGCGACCUGCCGCCUGCCUGUGAGCUCUACCCCUACCCCAUCCCAGACCUCUAUGCAUCGGGGCCAUUCGUGGUGAGCGGCCGAAUGGGCGACGAGGGGCCAGCAGCAGGCAGAGCGGAGGGCGGAGGGGGGCUGCCACUGCACGUGGAGCUGAGGGGCGUGCUGGCCAGUGGGGCUCCGUGGAAGUUCAGAGCUGCCCUCUCUGACGCCGGCAACCUGCCCCUCUCCUCUGUGGGGGCGGGCGAGCAGGUGGCCAUCCUCACUGCUGAUUCAUGGCUGCACGGCGACCCACAGCUGCAGCAGGCAGCAUGUGCCAUGAGUGUGGGAGCGUCAGUGGUAUCAGAGCACACACGCAUGCUGCUGCUGGACACCACCCGCCCUCUGUUGGACCAGCUGCACACCGAUCAGCUGCAGGGUCACGUGAAGCCUCUACACCACUACGUCCGGUUGCCCACUGCUUCUGUCACCAUGGUUCCGGGCCUCACGGCUGGGUUCGGAUGCACCCAGGCCCGCCCUGCUUCCAUCAAACCAAAUGGGGAGGCUCGGGGUCAACAGCGGCAGCACAGGCGCAUGGGUUCGUGUGUGUCAUCAGGCGAGUGGGAGUACGAUGAGGACGAGCAGCAGGGCCAUAACCGAUUGCUCGUCUCGGCGUCGCUGUCACAAAGCAUUCUAGGAAGUGUACUUGCGUGUUACCGCCCCAAAUUCAAAUAG